Messenger RNA from Danio rerio (zebrafish), 2752 nucleotides. The record is from RefSeq and is a predicted model, not a curated record. NCBI's taxonomy places the organism in Eukaryota, Metazoa, Chordata, Actinopteri, Cypriniformes, Danionidae.
CGUGCACACUCUGCGUGAGCGCGCAUCACUUCCUGUGCAUGCAGCGCUUUCAACUCCGACAGGACAAGCGAGAGUCGACGAACUCGUACGAAAACACAGGAGUAACGGAAUAUCUGACCGAAUACUCCACCAAACUGUCCCGGGCUGGUCAGACACUUGACUCCUGUCAUUGGACCAGCUGGCAUUGGACGAGGUGUCGGACCCUCCCCCUGCAUGGCAGCAAAAUGACACAAUAGCUGGGGGUGUUCAAUAUCAUCCCUCCCCCCCUCUCUUUGUUUCCCCCUCCUACAUAUUCAAGAUACUCAGAUACAUAUUGACUAUCUUACACCAACACGUUAUAAAACAAUACCCUGGGAUACCUCUGUGGCCCCACACUUUGUAGGGGCCAUGAGACUUUUCCAGGACUGCUGCUGCUAAGGACUAUCUGGGAACAAAACAAUCCGUUUCCUUCCAGCGACUGGACACAUCCUCCCAGUUCCAACGUCUAGAGCUAGACGGAAGCUCGGUUGAUCAUUAAGUCAUGAAAACACCAGAGGACCAUUGGGAGUUUCCAUUCAGAGUUGAAUAUUAACAGGCUGAAAGACUGCAAAGUUAAAUCAAACUGCAGCACAUAUCUGAAAAUAUCUUUUAGAAAAACGAUACCUCUCCUUAGCAGAUUCAUCCACAUCUGAAGUGCCUUGUGCUUCAUCAAACUUGUUUACAUCUAUUCCACAUAUCUAAUCCGUUCGCCAAUCCUUGAAAAUAGACCUAUUGUUUACAUCUCUACGCCUUACAGCUUUUCAAACCAUAUCUUUUCCAUUGGUGUCUUCUGUUUGGGUGCAUAAGAGUCGCUGUCUCGUAUAUCAGAGAUACAAGGAAUGAGAUCACCAAUAGAGUUCAGUUCCUCAAAUUCAUCCAAACUUAAAUCACUCUCAUUUGACUCUCAGUGGUGCACUACUAGCUUGAGUGUCAUCAUGUUCACGCUGCAAACCAAAUGGCGUUACUUGAUCAUGUUUUUAGGCGUCCAGUUAGUGGUCAUGGCUCUUCUGUCAAGAGAAGGCUAUCAGAAAAGAGUGUCGUAUUUUUUCCGGAUAUUCCGAAAGCCGGAUUCUUCGGCAGGAAGCAUGAUUGGGGGACGCAACCAUACAGAUGUCUACGCCAACCUUUCCCGGUUAGGCCCUCCUAUUAAUAGAGAUGACAUGCCCUACUGCCCCAAGCAAUCUCCACACCUAGUUGGACCAAUUCAUGUCACUUUCCCUUCCGGGCUCACACUUGCCGAUGUGGAGAGGAAGAACCCACUUGUUGUCCGUGGAGGUCGCUAUAGGCCGCCCAACUGUGAGGCUCGCCACCGCACCGCAAUAAUCAUUCCUCACAGAAGCCGGGAGCACCAUCUCAAGUUCCUCCUCUACUAUCUGCACCCCUUCCUACAGCGCCAGCAGCUCAACUAUGGCAUCUAUAUCAUUCACCAGGCUGGUAAUUACACCUUUAACCGAGCGAAGCUGAUGAACGUGGGCUUUCGUGAGGCCAUGAGGGAUGAGGACUGGGACUGUCUCUUCUUUCAUGACGUGGACCUCAUUCCAGAGGACGACCGCAACACCUACAUCUGCGACGCUCACCCUAAACACGCUGCCAUCGCCAUGGACAAAUUUGGCUACAAGUUGCCUUAUAAGAUGUAUUUUGGUGGAGUGUCGGCUCUGAGUCCUGAUCAAUACCUCAAGAUGAACGGCUUCCCGAAUAAUUACUGGGGCUGGGGUGGAGAAGAUGACGACAUUGGCGUCCGGGUUUCGCUUGGAGGAAUGGUGAUCAGCCGACCAUCCAUCAACGUGGGUCGAUAUAAGAUGAUCAAACACAAGCACGACAAAGGCAAUGAAGUGAAUCCCAAAAGGUUUAACAUGUUGGCCAAGACCCGUCAUACGUGGAAAGAAGACGGCAUGAAUACAGUGGAGUAUGAGAUCAUAUCCCGGGAUUACCAACCCCUCUACGCCAACAUCACAGUCAACAUCGGCACAGAGGCAGGCCUGCACCCGACCAAAAAUAAACCAGCUUCCUAACCAUCUCCCAGAAUUCAUGCCCAUCCCCUAAUGCUGACCACUCUCCCACAAUGCACAUGGCCAGUGAAUCCACAGGACGCCUUUACCGCACCACAGACCUUCAGUUUCCUCUGGUGCCAUCUAGUGGUCUCACGAUUCUUGUUUCUUUCUCUUCCUCCAAAGUUUCAUCCUGUGCUCACUGGUUCACUUUAUUAGUCAGGACGCUGCAGAAACUGGGGAUCGCUCUGCAGGGAGAGGAUGCGUUUUCCUGACGGACAAACUCCUCGUGCGUCCUCCGUGCCCCAUCGGCACCAUUUAUAAACCUCCGUUGCCUUAGAAUCAAGCUGCACUCGCUCCUUACAUUUCUUUCAUGACUAUUGAAGCGUCAUGGUUGAUGUUUCUGGCCGACUUUUAGGAGAGAACCAUGUUAGUUUUUCUGCCACACGAAUGAAAUAGUGAAGCAGGCCGAUGUGCUGCAUACGCAAACAUUGUUUGCUGCACUACUCUGUGAGUCAGUUGCAUUUUCUGUGCGGUAAAUUAGUGCUUUUGAUUACGUACUGUAUUGUUUUCCUGAUGGGUGAAGUAAUGGAUAUAUAUUCCAUUUUUGAGCAAAUCCGUCAGAAUUGGCCUCUUUGGUAGUAAUAACCACUCUACUUGUACUGAGUUUCUCAUCACUUUUUUUUUUUUUCAUUCCCGAAUUGCCUUUUGGUUGGCUGAGUAAUAAUAUUAGCUUUUAUAAUCAA